Messenger RNA from Hirsutella rhossiliensis, 309 nucleotides. RefSeq names its product metal-independent alpha-mannosidase. The record is from RefSeq and is a predicted model, not a curated record. Lineage: Eukaryota; Fungi; Ascomycota; Sordariomycetes; Hypocreales; Ophiocordycipitaceae. Gene Ontology annotation, biological process: carbohydrate metabolic process. The coding region runs from base 1 to 309 and encodes 102 amino acids. The transcript is spliced from 2 exons.
AUGUAUCGAAUAGAAGUUUUGGUGUUUCUUCGGCCUCACAUAGGCCUGCGCAACGCGUGGCCAAUGAGUCUGCUGAUUCAGGCGCAGACGUCGGAGGACGACGAGGAGAUCCAGGAAUGUCUGGACUUGGUGUUGAAGUCUUCCAGGCUCGGCCUCGUGCACGAGAGCGUCGACGUCAACCACGUGAGGCAGUACACGCGCAGCUGGUUUGCAUGGGCUAACGGUGUCUUUGCUGGCACCAUCAUGGACCUGGCCAAGAGGAAACCGCACCUGAUUUUCGAAAAGGGCACUGCGCCUUAUCAAGUAUGA